CCGUCCCUGUCACCUCUCCGCUCGCCGUAGUUUCUGUCAGGAACAUGUUGACCGUUCUCCGCCGGCGGCUGCCCGGUUUCCGCUUUCUCUGGAGAGGGAGAGCCGCCUCCGGGCUGAUCAGCAGCAAUGAGAGCCCCGGGAAGAACAACAAGUACCAGGACACCGUGCUGCUCCCUCACACCGACUUCCCUAUACGCCGGAGCCCCGAGGACACCGUCAGCACCGAGCUGCGCCUGCAAGAGGAGGCAAACUUCUUGCAGCUUUAUAAUUGGCAAAAAGCGAGAAAAGCAAAGAAGGAAUUCAGUCUACAUGACGGCCCCCCCUACGCUAACGGAGACCCCCACGUGGGACAUGCACUUAAUAAAAUACUGAAGGACAUUACAAAUCGUUUCCACAUGAUGAGGGGCUACAAAGUGACCUACGUGCCAGGUUGGGACUGCCACGGCCUGCCUAUAGAACUGCGGGCCCUGGCAGAGAUCGGGGACAAAGCUGACAGUCUCUCCCCACUCGAGAUAAGAAGCAGAGCUAGGGCAUUUGCAGAAAAGGCUAUUGAGAAGCAGAAGUCCUCCUUCAUCCGCUGGGGGGUAAUGGCGGACUGGGAUAACUGUUAUUACACGUUUGAUAAGAAGUACGAGGCAAAGCAGCUGGAUGUUUUCUUCAAGAUGCACGAGAAGGGCCACAUAUACCAGGAUUACAGACCCGUGUUUUGGUCCCCAUCCACGAAAACAGCGCUGGCUGAGGCCGAGUUAGAAUACAACCAGCAACACGUCAGCCGAUCCGUCUUUGUUAAAUUUCCGCUGAAGAAACCUCCUCCUAAACUUGCUUCUGCAAUUGAUGGAGCCACAGCGAUCAGUGCUCUGGUUUGGACAACACAGCCGUGGACCAUUCCAGCUAAUCAGGCGGUCUGCUACAUGCCAGAUACCACCUAUGCCAUUGUAAAGUGUGGAUCCUCAGGAGAGCUCUUUAUUCUGGCUGCUGAUUGCGUGGACGCCACUGCUCUGUCCAUGGGGACUCAUUUUGAGGUCAUCUCAACAUUUAAAGGAGCUGAUCUGGAAAACGGCAUCUGUGAUCACCCCACAAUACCAGGACGCUCCUCUCCUCUUCUGGCUGCAAACCAUGUCACUAUGGGCAAAGGCACUGGCCUUGUGCAUACUGCCCCUGCCCAUGGCAUAGAAGAUUAUGGAGUCGCCUCUCAUCACAAGUUACCUGUGGACUGCCUGGUGGAUGAAGCUGGCCGCUAUACUGCUGAAGCAGGAGCUGAUCUGGAAAAUAAAGUGGUGCUUGAAGAUGGAAAUGAGGCCGUCAUACAGAUGCUGCUCGGCUCCAAGAAUCUGAUAAAAGAAGAAAGUUUUGUUCACAGUUACCCAUAUGACUGGAGGACCAAGAAGCCGAUCAUCAUCCGAGCCAGUCAGCAGUGGUUUGUGAACACGGCUAAUGUUAAAGACAAGGCUCAGGAAGUUCUAAAAAAAGUGAAGUUUACCCCGGCGUCAGCCUCCAGCAGGAUGAUUGAGAUGCUAGGCCGCCGCACAUACUGGUGCAUAUCAAGGCAGCGGAGCUGGGGUGUCCCUAUUCCUGUCUUCUAUCAUAAGGAGACACGAGAAGCUCUCAUCAACAGGCACACUGUCGGUCAUGUCAUUAAACUGGUGGAGCAGCAUGGCAGUGAUGUGUGGUGGACGCAUCCCAUAGAAGAACUGCUUCCUACGUCCGUGCUUCAGAAGGCUGGCAGCACUGCCAAUGCGCUUGAUUUUGAGCCGGGCCGAGACGUUUUAGAUAUCUGGUUUGACAGUGGAACCUCAUGGGCCCAUGUUUUGGAAGACGCAGAGCAGCGAGCCGACGUGUACAUAGAAGGGAAGGAUCAGCUCGGGGGAUGGUUCCAGUCCUCAUUACUCACCAGCGUGGCCUCCAGGAACAAAGCUCCUUACAAGAACUUGGUUGUCCAUGGCUUCACCUUAUCUGAGAAAGGAGAGAAGAUGUCUAAAUCACUUGGGAAUGUGGUGGAUCCCGAUGUCGUUAUUAGUGGUGGAAAGGACAAAGUAAAGGAGCCGGCCUAUGGAGCAGACGUCCUGCGGUGGUGGGUAGCUGAAUCCAAUGUCUUUACAGAAGUAAUGAUUGGUCCGACAGUCCUGAACUCGGCGCACAAGGACAUCAACAAGGUGCGGAACACCGUGCGAUUCAUGCUGGGUAACUUGUCUGGAUUCAACCCUGACACGGACUCCGUCCCUGGACCUGAGAUGUAUAUCAUAGACCAGUAUAUGCUCCAUCUGCUUCAAGACUAUGCCAGCAAGGUAACUGAGGCCUACAAGAAUUAUGAGUUUGGGAAGGUCACUCGUCUGCUGGAAGCCCUGGUCACCAGAGACCUGUCCAGCUUUUACUUCAGUAUAAUCAAAGAUCGGCUGUACUGUGAAGAAGAGAGAGACCCUAAGCGUCGCUCAUGUCAGACUGCGUUGGCGAAGGCCUUGGACAUAGUGGUUCGCUCAUUCGCACCAAUUCUUCCACACCUGGCUGAAGAAAUAUUCCAGCACCUGCCAUAUAGAAAAGAUGGUGACAGUGUUUUUCGAACCGGGUGGUAUGUGCCGAAUACUGUGUGGAAGAAGCCGGGCUUGGUGGAAGCCGUAGAGGCUGCUUGUUCCAUGAGGGAUCUUUUUCUUGGAGCAAUACCCGGCAAGAACACAGUGGAGCACGAGCUCUGCGUCGUCAUUGAGCCUGGCCUGCUGUUUGAGCUAAUGGAGACUCUGCAGGUGGAGGAGACAUCGAGCACAUCUCAGCUGAACGAGUUGCUGAUGGCAUCUCAGACCAGUCUGCUGACCGAGGUCCCAGUGGAUCUUUCUGCAGAUGCCACAGUCCUUAAAGGGUCCUUCCUCAUCAACCUAGAAGGCGGUGACAUCCGUGAGGAGGAGGCAUAUAAAGUCAUAAUUCAGCCGAGUACCAAAGAACGCUGCCCACGCUGCAGAAAGUAUACCACCAAAUCUGCCCUCACCCCCUGCCCCCGCUGCCUGGAGGCUAUUGCCGGAAAAUGGGGCCAGUAGCCUUGUGGCUGCCACGCUGCAGGUGCCUUGUGUCUCCUCGACCUGCUGGGAACUGACAGUUGCCGUCAUCUGCCUGGCCGGUGUAGAUGCAUAUACUAAGUAUGUGCUGAUUAUUUACAGGAGAGCUGCUCUCAUAGUCUGCACUAUUCUGGAUUAUUAGACUUUUUCUGCAGCAUUGUGAUAGCUAAGUGGGAAAAUUUUACAUUUCCAUAGCAACCUGUCACAAGGCUAUAUGACUGAUGAACGUGACAUCACAGGCCAAGAGAGACCAUGCCCUCACUUGAGGGCCACAGCCCUUUCCAAUAGCUGAUUGCCUGGAGUCAGACCCCACCUGAGGAUAAUUCAUGUACUUAAUAGGUUAAAGAGGCUGUCCGGGCUUUUACUGUUGAUGGAGAUACUUAUGGACUAAUUUUGCCCGUAUGUUCAUGGUACUUCAAAGGGGUUCUCCGGGCUUUUACUAUUGAUGACCUAUCCUGAGGAUAGGUCAUCAAUAUCAGAUUAGCGGGGGUCUGACACCCGGCACCCCUGCCAGUCAGCUGUAUGAGGAGACGGCACAUGCAGUCUCCCUUCCCGUCCACUGCUGCCGUUUAUAGUCUUUGCCACAGGCCGCAGCGGUGAACAGGAAUAGCCGUCUCCUCAUACCGCUGAUCCGGGGGGGGUCGCACCCCCUCCUAUCUGAUAUUGAUUACCUAUCCUGAGGAUAGGUCAUCGAUAGUAAAAGCCUGGGAAACCCCUUUAAAGUACCAUGAUCAUGCGGGCGAAAUUACUCCAUAAGUAUCUCCAAUGAAUAUUCAUGCGGUGUACUGAUCUCCAUAAUGAGCCCCAGCCCUUAGGAUUCCUUUCCUAGGUGGCACUGGGCAUCCACCCCUAGUGAAGACUCUAUUAUCGUGUGUACCCCAGCAGGGGGCAGUUUUGAGCCCACUUCAUUUAGUGUUCCGACAGCUUAUAGUAUGAUCUGACCCAUCUUUAUAUGUCAAGAAUCCUAAUACAACUCAUGGAUGUGACUGACCUCUGUAAAUGGGAGAAUCGGUGUGAACCCCCCCUCCCUACACUCCAUGACCACAGAAAGACCCAGAUGAUCCUUCCCAGUUCUGCUGACUGGGUGAAAGGGACCAUGUGAUACACCAUGUGACUCCACAGAACUAAUAAAUGCUUUCUUUUCUGCACAUAUUUUUCACUUCAGGGCUGUUCAGUGGAUGCAGAUACACUAACACAGGGAUACUUCACCUGCCGCCCUCCAGCUGUUGCAAAACUACAAUUCCCAGCAUGCCCUAAUACAGUGAUGGGGAACCUUUUAGAGACCGAGUGCCCAAACUGCAACCCAAAACCCACUUAUUUAUCGCAAAGUUCCAACACGGCAAUUUACCCUGAAUACUGCAGUCCAAUAUGGAAUAUCUUCCAUAUACUUUAUUAUUCAGCUAUAAUAGCCUGCCUACAUUCAAUGCGCUGUCUGUGCAGUUCAUAGUGCUCCCUGCGCUGAUGAAUGGCAGGAAAAGUCUGAGGCAUAUCGGUACAUCAUCAAUUUUUUUUCAGUGUGCGGGUGCCCACAGAGAGGACUCUGAGUGCCGCCUCUGGCACUCGUGCCAUAGGUUCGCCAUCACUGCCCUAAUAGAUGUAGGCUGUUCAGGCAUAAUGGGAGUUGUAGUUUUGCAACAGCUGGAGGGCCACAGGUUGGGCAUCUCUGCCCCAAUAUGACACUAUUAGGGGAUUACACUGACAGGUUCUCUUUAAAUCAUGUAUGUACCCACAAUGCAUCUGUGGUAGAUCUCUCCCAUACUGACUGGUGGAAUGUGGGAAGCUGCAGUGUAAUGGGAACAUCCUAUGAAGUCGUUUAAUCCAUCAGGACAAGAUCUGACCACAAACCCGCAGGAGAUCCAGAAGCUUCCAGUAAAUGUACAGUUGGUAAUAAAGCACUUCCAGCUCUGGCACAUUAUAUAUAUUGUGAAGGACAGAGAAUGUGCGCAGCGCAGAAGUGAAAUAAAUUUUCUUGUAUUUUUUUUUUUUUAA
Messenger RNA from Bufo gargarizans (Asiatic toad), 5033 nucleotides. RefSeq names its product isoleucine--tRNA ligase, mitochondrial-like. Gene Ontology annotation, molecular function: tRNA binding; aminoacyl-tRNA deacylase activity; ATP binding. The transcript is spliced from 23 exons. Gene Ontology annotation, biological process: isoleucyl-tRNA aminoacylation. The record is from RefSeq and is a predicted model, not a curated record. Lineage: Eukaryota; Metazoa; Chordata; Amphibia; Anura; Bufonidae. The coding region runs from base 45 to 3026 and encodes 993 amino acids. Gene Ontology annotation, cellular component: cytosol.